Lonchura striata (white-rumped munia) is the source of this 1816-nucleotide messenger RNA. It is a transcript of the gene ZFAND6, whose product is annotated as zinc finger AN1-type containing 6. The record is from RefSeq and is a predicted model, not a curated record. Gene Ontology annotation, biological process: protein targeting to peroxisome. Gene Ontology annotation, molecular function: DNA binding; zinc ion binding; polyubiquitin modification-dependent protein binding. Lineage: Eukaryota; Metazoa; Chordata; Aves; Passeriformes; Estrildidae.
CCAUGCACUCCGUGCUGUGCCGCUCUUGUGCCUAAACCAAGGGUUAAGGCUUGUAAAGUCUGUCGUACUUUGGCGUUUUGCUUUAUGAGAAGUUAUUGUUGUUGUUUGGGUGUUCGCCCAAGAAGCCUGUGAGAUUUAACCCAGUUUGCCUUCUGGGCUUUGCCAAAAGCCUGGAGUGAUAGAUAAAGGGUGUGAACAUCCACUCGUGUUUCCACAGGAUGUUAGGAUUGGGCAACCUUAGAAAAUAAAAAGGGCAGUUACCUUACUGAUAAUAACAACAGUAGCAACAACGAAGUACAGAAGCUUCCACCAUGUGUGCUGGUGUAAUGUGGAGGCAUUCAGCAAAACCGUGGUGGUUACUUCACUGCCUGCAUGGGCUGACUUCAAGUGCGCCGUUGUGUUCUGAAGUCCAUUCCCGAGUGUUUGUCCAGGCUUGUCCUAUAAUAGGUGUUAUUGCAUAAGAGUUACAGGGGGCAGAGAGUGUGCCGAGUUUCUUUCACUCGUCUAAGGUUCUGUGCUCACAUCUUAACUGUGCCAAACUCUACACUGAAAAGAGAAGGGCACAGCUUGAGUGCUAAUCCUCUUCUGAGCUGUGGAUGGUGAUCUGAUUAUUGCAGUGCAGUAGUACAUCUGGGAUUGAAAGCAGCAAGAGGAAUCUCAAAAGUUCAAGAUUAUUGAAAUCUCAUCAGUCUGGUUUAUAGAAGAAGGGAGAAUGGCUCAAGAAACCAACCGUAGCCAAGUGCCUAUGCUUUGUUCCACUGGCUGCGGAUUUUACGGGAACCCUCGCACGAAUGGCAUGUGUUCAGUGUGCUACAAAGAGCACCUUCAAAGGCAGAACAGCAAUGGUAGAAUUAGCCCUCCUGCAGCCUCUGUCAGUAGUAUCACCGAGUCCUUACCGGUCCAGUGCACAGAGGGCAGCGCCCAGGAAACUCAGUCCACUUUAGAUUCUACAUCGACUCCAUCUAUGCAGCCAAGCCCUGUGUCCAGUCAGUCACUUUUAACAGAAUCUGUAGCAUCAUCCCAACUGGAUAGUACGGCUGUGGACAAAACAGUACCUGAGACAGAAGAGUUGCAAGCUUCUGUGUCAGAGAAUGCAGAGCCUGCACCUGAAGAACAGGACAAGUCACUUGACAAACCAAAACAGAAAAAGAAUCGUUGUUUCAUGUGCAGGAAGAAGGUUGGACUGACUGGGUUCGAAUGUCGGUGUGGGAACGUUUACUGUGGGAUGCACCGUUACUCUGAUGUACACAGUUGCUCUUACAAUUACAAAGCUGAUGCUGCUGAGAAAAUCAGAAAAGAGAAUCCUGUAGUUGUUGGGGAAAAGAUCCAGAAGAUCUGAACUGCUGCUUCUGCUGGAAUACAAAAAUCUUCUGACCAUCUGCAGAUUAAAUUGACUUGAGCUUUUUUCCUUAGUCAUCAGGAACGUAGAGCAGUGUAUCUUGCCUAGACCUUUUAAUCAUGCAUGUCAUCAGAUGAAUAGAUUUUUUUGUUUUCUUUUUUUUUGUUUUGAAAAUGACUCUGAACAUUAUUUUCAUUGCAGUUUUCUGUGGCUGAAGACUUAAGUAAACUUUACAAGUAUUAUCCUUUAAGAUCAUUUUAAUUUUAGUUGAGUGCAGAGGGCUUUUAUAACAAACAUGGAGAAAAUAUUGGAGGGCUGUGCUUUUCCAGGAUAAAACAUGCAUGCGUUAACUUUGCAGUUUAUUUUCUUGUUGUAUAUAGCUUUUCUCUGCAGCACAAUUUCCUUUUUUUUUUUUUUUAAUUGAUAAUGCCUUGUAUGGCACAACUAGUUAUCAGUAACUGAAUGUAUUUUAAUCAU